Psammomys obesus (fat sand rat) is the source of this 2393-nucleotide messenger RNA. RefSeq names its product carboxypeptidase Q (gene Cpq). The transcript is spliced from 9 exons. NCBI's taxonomy places the organism in Eukaryota, Metazoa, Chordata, Mammalia, Rodentia, Muridae. The record is from RefSeq and is a predicted model, not a curated record. Gene Ontology annotation, biological process: peptide catabolic process; proteolysis; thyroid hormone generation. Bases 733 to 2151 code for a protein of 472 amino acids. Gene Ontology annotation, molecular function: metallodipeptidase activity.
GAAAGAGAGAGAGAGAGAGAAACUGGGUCUCAUUCAUUCUGUAGCCCUUGCUAAUAAGCCUCAAAGUCCUGGGCGAUCUUCCUGUGUGCUCAGCCUUCCUAGGGCCGAAUGAUUACUACUAAGGGCAAAAUAAUUUAGUUGCUUCCCUUAGGAAGGAGUUUGACAGUUCCCAGCACAAGAUCUCCAGAAGCCGGGCCUUAAGGAUCCUCCUUGCUCUAAGCCAGGCUCCUGAGGCAGACACCGACCUGGUUCGGGUCCCGCCACUGCCUCUGUUUAAGCCCAGGUCUCAGACUGCAGCAGGGAGGGUCGCAUCAGUGUCUGCCUCCCACCGGCCAGGAUUCACUCCGCAGGUGCCCUGGCAGGUGAAGAAGCCAGGAGCGCAGACCCAGAGCUCCAGGGCUCUUCUGCCUUCUGCGGCCUCUGGAGGCCCGCCCUGAGGGCCCAGCAGGGGCCAAGAGACCUUCCCGGUCCCGCCCCCAGGAUGCGUUUCUAGUCCGCAGGCCUCGCUGGCGUGUUGCUGCAGCUGCUCCGCAGACCCUCUUGACAAGGACUAUAGCAUAAGACUUCCUCUUGGCUAGAAGAUGAGAUGGAAGGAGGAGGAAGAGAACUGUUUAAUUCAAUUUAGUUAAAUAAUUAGUUCGCCACCUCAUGAGACACAACAACUCUUUAAAAAACAAACAUAAACAAUGACAAAGCCACCAAAAGAACUAUGAAGAAAAACAGCCUGGAACAAUGAAGUUCAUUUUCUUCCUGUUUGUUGGUGGUGUUCACCUUUUAUCCCUGAGCUCUGGAAAAGCCAUAUAUAAGAAUGGCAACCCUCAGCGAACAUUUCAAGAAAUAAAGGAGGAAGUAGACAGUUAUAAAGAUGUUGCUGAAGCAAUUAUCAACCUUGCUGUUUAUGGUAAAUACCAGAACCGUUCCUAUGAACGUUUGGGACUUCUAGUUGAUGCUGUUGGACCCAGACUGAGUGGCUCUAAGAACCUAGAGAAAGCUAUUCAAAUCAUGUACCAAAACCUGCAGCAAGAUGGGCUGGAAGAUGUCCACCUGGAGCCGGUCAGAGUACCCCACUGGGAGAGGGGAGAAGAAUCUGCAGUGAUGCUGCUGCCUAGAAUUCACAAGAUGGCUAUUUUGGGUCUUGGCAGUAGCGUUGGAACUCCCCCAGGAGGCAUCACAGCAGAAGUGCUGGUGGUGACCUCAUUUGAUGAACUUCAGAGACGGGCAUCAGAGGCAAGAGGGAAGAUCGUUGUUUAUAACCAGCCUUUUACUAGCUAUGGAGUAACAGUGCAGUACCGUGUGCGGGGAGCUGUGGAGGCUGCCAAGGUGGGGGCUGUGGCAUCCCUUAUCCGAUCAGUAGCUUCCUUUUCCAUCUACAGUCCUCACACAGGUUUUCAGGAAUAUCAAGAUGGUGUGCUCAAGAUUCCAACAGCCUGUAUCACAGUGGAAGAUGCAGAAAUGAUGUCAAGAAUGGCUUCUCGAGGGAACAAAAUUGUUGUUCAUCUAGAGAUGGGAGCAAAGACCUAUCCAGACACUGAUUCCUUCAACACUGUAGCAGAAAUCACUGGGAGCAAGUAUCCAGACCAAGUUGUGCUGAUCAGUGGACAUCUGGAUAGCUGGGAUGUUGGGCAAGGUGCCCUGGAUGAUGGUGGUGGAGCCUUCAUAUCAUGGGAAGCACUCUCACUUGUUAAAGAUCUUGGGCUGCGUCCAAAGAGGACUCUGCGCCUGGUGCUCUGGACAGCUGAAGAACAAGGUGGCAUUGGUGCUUCCCAGUAUUAUGAGCUACAUAAGGCAAAUGUUUCCAAGUACAGUCUGGUGAUGGAGUCUGACUCAGGGACCUUCUUACCCUCUGGGCUACAGUUCACCGGCAGUGACAAGGCCAGGGCUAUCAUGAAGGAGGUCAUGAAUCUGCUGCAGCCCCUCAAUGUCACCAAGGUCUUUAGUGGCGGAGAAGGAACUGAUAUUAACUUCUGGAUCCAAGCUGGAGUGCCUGGAGCCAGUCUGCGUGAUGAUUUGUACAAAUAUUUUUUCUUCCAUCAUUCCCACGGAGACACUAUGACUGCCUUGGAUCCAAAGCAGAUGAAUGUUGCUGCUGCUGUUUGGGCUGUUGUCGCUUACACUGUUGCAGACAUGGAAGAAAUGCUGCCCAGGUCCUAAGGAAAACAAGAAGGAAGGUCUUGAUCUCUCUGGCUAGGAAUCCUAGCUCUGCAUUUUCACAAAACAGUGUUAUGCACUUAAUCUACAAGGCACAGAUUUCUUUAUACUUUUUGCUAAUCAUUGUUUCUUGAUACUUUAACUGCUUCUAGAAUAAGGAAUGCUCACCACUACUCCACAGAAUCAGUACCAUCUUGAAAAUAUUGUUUCCAGUUUAAAAAUAAGCAAUAAAUCUUUGAAAAACC